This is a messenger RNA of Rotaria socialis, 849 nucleotides long. The record is from the annotation of a GenBank genome assembly. Lineage: Eukaryota; Metazoa; Rotifera; Eurotatoria; Philodinida; Philodinidae.
AUGAGCACCACAGAUGAUCAAGAAUUCGAUAAAAUAAUAUUAUUAACUGGAACUGGUGAUAUUUUUUCAGGUGUGACUGUUGAUAAAAAUCUUUUAGCUAAAACAUGCGUUCUAUUUGAACGUCAACUAGAACAAUCAUUGUUAGCAUGGCGUGAAGCGAAGCGAAGAGGAAUUUGGCUUCCAAUACCACAUGAUCGAACUGAACUUAUUUCUAUUGCACAAAAAUUUGGUUUCGUUCUUCAUCAUGCCAAACCAGAUUAUGUUAUGUUAACAAAUUGGCUCGACGAGAACGAACCGAAUCCAUUACCUUCUUAUGCAAUCUCUACGAUCGGUGUCGGUGGUCUCGUAGUGAAUAGCAAGCGAGAAGUAUUACUUAUACAAGAACGAUUUGCUUAUGUUGAUGAUUAUUUUAAAUUACCUGGUGGCGCUCUUGACAUCGGUGAAUCACUCGAACGUGGUGUUGAACGUGAAGUAUUGGAAGAAACAGGUAUUCGUGCUCAUUUUCGUGGUAUACUUGCAUUUACAUAUAAGGCACAAUUUCGUUUUGGACACGGCGAUGUUUAUUUCGCUUGUUUGAUGUCAUUGGACGAGAAUGAAGAAGAUCAGCAGAUUAAUUUCGAUCCACUUGAAAUAGCUGCUUGUAAAUGGAUGUCAUUGGAUGAGUGGGCUAGUUCACCCGAGAAACAUCCUGUGCCUAUAACAUUACAUCUAGCACGUUUAGCUGUUGAUGUAUUAGAUGGUCGAGAGCAACUGCUUGAGCCUAAUCUAAUCGAAAUUAAAUCACGAAAUCCAGAACGGCCGCCAUGGAACACAAUGCUGUAUUGUAGAAAAUCUAGUGAUCAAAAAUAA